AUGGGGAAGCAACAGGAGCAGCAGCAGCAGGAGGAGAAGCAGCAGAAACAACUACAGCAGCACCACGUCGCCCAGUUGGCUGGAGGUCUGAGGCACGGCGGCAGCAGCACAGACAAAGCGCCGUACGUCAAGGCGAAGUAUCACCUACUAUUGCUCUUCCCCUGCUGUUUCUGCUGCAUUGGCUAUGACCCCGAAAGAGAACAUGAGCGUUGCAACUACCAAACAAUCGACUUCAGGGAUCCAUUCUUUCGGGCCACGAACUGGAAGGCGGCGGCUCCAGCAGGGGUCCCCGCCCCUGAGACACCUCACCUUUUUCCUGCUAGCCUAUGGAUGCCAGCAGUGCCAGCGACAGCAGCAGCAGCAGCAAUACCAACAGUGUCUGCAACAGUAACGACUGCAGUGCAGCAGCAGCAGCAGCAGCAACAGCAGCAGCAGCAGCAGGGGUGA
Eimeria mitis is the source of this 447-nucleotide messenger RNA. RefSeq lists its product as uncharacterized. The transcript is spliced from 4 exons. Lineage: Eukaryota; Apicomplexa; Conoidasida; Eucoccidiorida; Eimeriidae. The coding region runs from base 1 to 447 and encodes 148 amino acids. The record is from RefSeq and is a predicted model, not a curated record.